AUGGCUCAUCUUACAAACGCCGCCCAUACCGAGUCUUCUAGCCAGCAGAACCCAAAACUACGCAAUAUGCCUCCAGUGAACGAUAACGAAGAUCUAGUUGUAGACGACCAGGAGAUCACUAAAGAUGUAAGCUCAAUCUCUGAGAGUAUCAUUGCACCAUCCAAUACAAGUGUGGCAAGCUCAGUGCUUGAUUACCGCCUCGAAAAUGGACGAACAUAUCACAAGUAUAAAGAUGGCAAAUAUUACGUCCCCAACGACGAAAGGGAGAAAGACAGGCUCGACUUGCAGCACAACAUGUUCCUCCUCAUGUUUGAGAACAAGCUUGGAUCCGCCCCGCCGAAUGAGAGAGGUACAAAAGUUGGACGGACACUAGAUCUCGGCACUGGAAGCAGGAUAUGGGCCAUGGAGUUUGGUGAUGAACAUCCUGAAGCGGAGGUCUUUGGAGUCAAUCUUUCUGCAACCUGGCCAAAUUACAUGGGACCGAACGUGAAAUUUGUGAUAGAUGACGUUGAGGAGCCCUGGACUUAUGACAAGCCGUUUGAUUACAUCCACAGCCGCAUGAUGGCGUCUUCCAUCGGAGAUUGGGAGAACAACCUGAAUGCUGGCGGGUAUCUAGAACUCAAUGAGUUCGACAUCAUUCCCACGUCCGAUGACGGAUCAUUAAGGGAAGAUUCCGCAAUGCUGAAGUCAUCUCACAUGAUCAAAAAAGCUGCUGCGAUAUUUGGACGCCCAUUCCGGGAUGUUGUGGGACUAGCAGACCUGAUGAAGGGCAUUGGCUUCAGGGAUGUUAACAUCAAACGAUUCAGAUGGCCGACCAACGCAUGGCCUAGAGACCCUAGGCACAAGGAGUUGGGACUUUGGAAUAACGAAAACAUCACAUGUGGGUGGGAAGGCUUCUGUAUGGCGCCGUUCACGAGGGCGCUGAACUGGACGAGGGAAGAAGUUCUGCUUCUCAUGGACCAGGUUCGCCAUGAGUUCAACGACAAAAGUAUUCAUGCAUACUUCAACGUAUGGUCGAUCCACGGCAGGAAGCCGACGGCAGAAGCGAUAAAGUUUGGGGAAGGCAACUGA
This is a messenger RNA of Colletotrichum tamarilloi, 1071 nucleotides long. Its product is annotated as TAM domain methyltransferase. NCBI's taxonomy places the organism in Eukaryota, Fungi, Ascomycota, Sordariomycetes, Glomerellales, Glomerellaceae. The record is from RefSeq and is a predicted model, not a curated record. Bases 1 to 1071 code for a protein of 356 amino acids. The transcript is spliced from 8 exons.